This is a messenger RNA of Williopsis jadinii, 687 nucleotides long. It is a transcript of the gene LEA1, whose product is annotated as U2 snRNP complex subunit LEA1. The transcript has a single exon. Gene Ontology annotation, cellular component: U2 snRNP. The record is from RefSeq and is a predicted model, not a curated record. The coding region runs from base 1 to 687 and encodes 228 amino acids. Lineage: Eukaryota; Fungi; Ascomycota; Saccharomycetes; Phaffomycetales; Wickerhamomycetaceae. Gene Ontology annotation, molecular function: U2 snRNA binding; protein binding. Gene Ontology annotation, biological process: mRNA splicing, via spliceosome.
AUGAGAUUAUCCCCUAAUGUUCUGCACGAUGCUAUAGCGAACGUAGUCUCUUCGUCCACACUCUCCCUCCGGGACUCCUCAAUCCCGCUGCUGGAGAAUCUCGACGUUGUGCCUGAUAUCUUCACCGUCCUGGACAUCACAAACAACGACAUCGUCACAUUGGGAAACUUCCCACUCUUAUUCAAAGUAACCACUCUGCUCCUAGCGAAAAAUAACAUCUCGAACAUCCAGGACAGCAUUGCAUUACAACUCCCGCAGUUGAGGACACUUUCUCUCAUUGACAACUCCAUCGGCGACUAUGCUACACUUGAGAGACUAAGUUCGCUGACCAGGUUGGAAAACCUUUACAUCUCCGGUAAUCCCAUCAUGCUCAUGGAGCACGUCAGAGAGUUUGUCAUUUGGUGCCUACCUCAGUUGAAAGUUUUAAACUUUGAAAGGGUUAGACAAUCAGAGCGGGAACGGUGCCUCGAGCUGUUUGGCCGAAGAGAUGAGCCAAGCGAAUUGGCUGACAAACUCAGAUCAGUUGGGUCACAGAGAAGAGUUUACUCACAAAGUGAUCAACUGGAGACCGUGGUGAAGAAACUCAGUGAUGAGGAGCGUGAACAGCUAAAGGAACAAUUGAAGUCUGCAACUUCGCUAAAGGAGAUUGAAAAGAUUGAGGAUAUGCUAAGGAAAGGUUAUAUGUAA